CACGCGGGUGACAUAACAAAGAAAAACAAAAACAUUGCUCAGGAUUUUAUUCUUCUCGGUCCGGAAUGGAUCGCCGGUUUCCCUUAUAAUUUGAAUAGUUCAACAAGGUAUGGACAUAAUGUAUGUGAUAGGUUUGUUCCGGAGCAGCCGUGCGAUCGGCUCCCUGAAGGCGAGUCGAUACUUCAGUGUCAAAGCAUCGGAACAGGUCACCUCGAAGAGAGAAGAUCGAUUGGUCUCUGCCGGAAAGGAUUCGAGCCACACAACACCAGCUUCAAAGGAGCGUUUGAUAAAGGUUGCCAUAAUCGGUGUACCGAAUGCGGGAAAAAGCACAUUGAUAAACCAUUUGAUCAAUCAUAGGGUCUGUCCCACAUCGAUGAAGGUGCACACAACUCGAGAUACUGCAAAGGCCGUUCACAAUCGUUCCAACUCACAGAUGAUCUUAUUCGACACCCCAGGGCUGGUAGGUGAUCGUGAAAUAAAGAAGCACCAGCUGGGAUCAGGCUUCUUAUCCGCUUGUCGGCAUGCAAUCCAGAAUUCAAAUCUAAUCGGUGUGGUUCACGAUGUUUCCAACAGUUGGACUCGGAACACCCUGAAUCCAAUCUUGCUGAAUGUGCUCAAAGAACACACCAAUAUUCCUAGCUUUCUGAUACUGAACAAAAUAGAUACGCUGAAAUCCAAAAGAGCACUGUUGGACAUUGUCCGCAACAUAACGAACAAUGAGCUGGAAAAUAUAAAAAACUACCACAUAAAGAAAAGGAAAAGUACGCCUACUUCCAAGAAAGAACCAGAAUCUGAGGGAUGGUCAAAUUUCUCUCAAAUCUUCAUGGUGUCGGCCAUCACGGGCGAUGGCUUGAAAGAGGUGAUGGAUUUCAUCUACUCGCAUGCCAAACUCGGCUCCUGGGAGCAUCUGGCAUCAGAAACCACUGACCAGUCACCCGAACAGCUCAUCAUUGCAAGUGUUCGAGCGCGACUGUUGGAUUAUCUUCCUCAAGAAAUACCCUACAAUUUGCAAACUGAGCUGGAGUUUUACGAAAACAUUAAGGGAAAGAUUUUUGCAAGCGCCGUGGUGACUUGUCCCAGUCAACGCAUUGAGCGGUUGGUGUGUGGCGAGGGCAAUGGCAAACUGAGGCAGAUUACCGAAAGAGUUACGUCCGAUUUGAUAGAGACGUUUGCCGUGUCGGUUUCGCUGACCAUUUCGACCCGAGUGAAGAGUAAAGAAUAAAAAGUUGGCUGUAAAUUUGAUAGUUCUGUAUU
Molecule: messenger RNA, 1254 nt
Organism: Uranotaenia lowii
Lineage: Eukaryota; Metazoa; Arthropoda; Insecta; Diptera; Culicidae
Product: GTPase Era, mitochondrial-like
Exons: 2
Coding region: 110-1222 (370 amino acids)
Biological process (GO): ribosomal small subunit assembly
Cellular component (GO): mitochondrial matrix
Molecular function (GO): ribosomal small subunit binding; GTP binding; rRNA binding
Source: RefSeq, a predicted model, not a curated record